Molecule: messenger RNA, 750 nt
Organism: Hippocampus comes (tiger tail seahorse)
Lineage: Eukaryota; Metazoa; Chordata; Actinopteri; Syngnathiformes; Syngnathidae
Gene: ntaq1
Product: N-terminal glutamine amidase 1
Exons: 6
Coding region: 43-666 (207 amino acids)
Cellular component (GO): cytosol; nucleus
Molecular function (GO): protein-N-terminal asparagine amidohydrolase activity; protein-N-terminal glutamine amidohydrolase activity
Source: RefSeq, a predicted model, not a curated record
AAAAAAAGUCAACGUUUGACGUCAGUGUUGUGUUGGUCCAAAAUGACGGAAAGCAGAAUCACGCCGGGGCGCGACGAUUGCGCGUACAGCAGCUGCUACUGUGAAGAAAAUGUGUGGAAGCUUUGCGAAUCGGUCCGUACGGAGAGAAGCGCGCCUCUCCAAGAACUCUUUGUGGUGUUCAUCUCGAACGACAACAGAACGGUUCCUCUGUGGAAACAGAAGUCGGCAAGCGGAGAGCAGCCCGUGAUUUGGGUAGGACCGUGCCAGGAUUAUCACGUGGUUCUACUUCACGUCCCGGCUGGGUCCGAGGCCGCCGUUUACGACCUGGACUCUGUCCUGCCGUUUCCCUGCCCCCUGAAGCUUUACGCUACGCGUGCCCUGCGCAGCGACCGCGGCGUCCGGCCUGCGUACCACAGGAAGUUGCGAGUGGUCCCUGCCGACUGCUUCCUGUCGAACUUUGCCUCGGACCGUUCACACAUGAAGAACGCUGAUGGGUCCUGGAAGGUGCCCCCCCCGCCCUACCCCCCAAUCUCCACCGCAGACUCUCACAUGAACCUGGAUGACUUCAUCACCAUGGAGCCCUCCCGCGGAUGGGGCCGCAUUUUUACUUUGGACCACUUCCUGCGGCUCUACGCCAAAGACGUGACCUCGCCGCCGUUCUCGUAGUAUGCGUGCGUGUCUGUCUUUGAAUGCUAUUGCUAAAUGUUACUUGACAUAUUUACCACAAUAAAAGUCAUCUGUUUCACAUUC